Guillardia theta CCMP2712 is the source of this 537-nucleotide messenger RNA. RefSeq lists its product as hypothetical. The transcript is spliced from 2 exons. Lineage: Eukaryota; Cryptophyceae; Pyrenomonadales; Geminigeraceae. The record is from RefSeq and is a predicted model, not a curated record. The annotation marks the transcript as partial.
AUUAUUAUGUGAGUUUAUUAGAAUGCUAGAAUGUUGCUCGGCCUCGUUGUGGGCUUAUGCAAUUUGAUCCUAGUCUAAAGAGGCGCUCGAGCACUGGGAGUACACGGCCUACAAUGCGAACCCUGCUUCUGAGGCGUCUUUCUACUCUCUACUUCUGCUGUCUUCUCUUGGCUUCCUCAGCCUCAGUCAGGAGAGUUGCCUCUCCUCACCUUGGCCUUCGGUCACCACCUACUCUACCUCCAUUCAGCUUCCUCAGCCUCAGUCAGAAGAGUUGCCUCUCCUCACCUUGGCCUUCGGUCGCCACCUACUCCUCCUCCAUUCAGCUUCCUCAGCCUCAGUCAGGAGAGUUGCCUCUCCUCACCUUGGCCUUCGCUCAAGCUCGGUACGGGCUCGCCCCGUCUUCUUCCUCGCCCUCGCCUUGCUCUUCCUCCAUGUCUUCCUCUUCUUCGCCAUCUUACCUCAUCUCCACCCGCAGUCGGUCCUUCUUGUCCACCUUCAGCGAGCAGGCCAGCACAUGCAUCUCUGCGAAUUUACUCA